This is a messenger RNA of Vairimorpha ceranae, 2490 nucleotides long. RefSeq names its product glutamyl aminopeptidase. Gene Ontology annotation, molecular function: zinc ion binding; metalloaminopeptidase activity; peptide binding. Lineage: Eukaryota; Fungi; Microsporidia; Nosematidae. The record is from RefSeq and is a predicted model, not a curated record. Gene Ontology annotation, cellular component: cytoplasm. Gene Ontology annotation, biological process: proteolysis; peptide catabolic process. Bases 1 to 2490 code for a protein of 829 amino acids. The transcript has a single exon.
AUGAUACUACUUAUAAAGCUGGUUUUGGUGUACACAUUAACUUACAAAAAAGUACUAAGUAACAAAAUAAUACCAUUUCAUUAUAAUUUACAUUUUACAAUUACGCCUGACUUAUUUGAAGGUACAACAGAAAUAUAUUUUAAAACAAAGAAAAAAACAAAAAAAGUUAUACUAAAUGCCGAAGAUCUUGAUAUACAAUCCAUAAAUUUAUUUGUAUCUGACAAGGUUUUUCAAGGUACAUUUUUCAGUGAAAAAAAUACUGUAGAUAUAUUUUUUCACAACCCUCUUUUAACUGAUGAAGAAUAUAAACUAGAGAUAAAGUAUAGAAGUAAAUAUUCUGAAGGGAUGGAUGGGAUAUACAAAAGCAAUUAUAAUGAUAAUACACUUUAUUCUACACAUUUUGAACCUACUUAUGCAAGAAAAGCUUUUCCAUGCUUUGAUCAACCUGAUAUGAAAGCCCGGUUUAGAAUAAAAAUAACGGCACCACCGGACAAUAUUGUAUUAUCUAACUCUUCACUAAAUAAAAAAGACGGAAAUACUUACUUGUUUAAUGAUACCGAGCCUAUGUCAACUUAUCUUGUUGCUUUUGUCGUAGGUAAGCUUGAGAGUAUACAAAUGACAACGAAAAAUAAUAAAAUACCUAUAACAAUAUAUGCAGAUAAGUCUGAUAUUAAAAAUGGAAGACUAGCAAUAAAUGUCGCAAAAUAUGCUUUAGAUUUUUUUGAAAAUUAUUUUGAUAUUAAAUAUCCGUUUCCUAAAUUAGAUCUAGUAGCCAUACCAGAAUUUGCAAUGGGUGCUAUGGAGAACUGGGGAUUAGUUACUUUUAGAAAAACUUCAUUGUUAUAUAAUCCAGCUACAGAUGCAACAGCAUCUAAGAUCAGAGUAAUAGAUACUGUAUGUCACGAAUUGGCUCAUAUGUGGUUUGGCAAUCUUGUAACAAUGAAUUGGUGGAAUGAUUUGUGGCUCAAUGAAGGGUUUGCAACCUGGGCUGCAACCAUGGCGAUUUAUAAUUUGCCUAAAAAUAUUAUUGAUUUUGAUAUCUGGCUGAAUUUCAUUAAUAUGACACUUGAAGAAGGUAUGAGUUAUGAUUCUUUACACAGUACACAUCCAGUGGCAGUCGAAGUUCAAGAUCCAGAUGAGAUAAACCAAAUUUUUGAUCUUAUUUCAUACAAUAAAGGCGCAUCGUUAAUUCGAAUGAUUGAAAAUUUUGUUGGACACGAAUCUUUCCGCAAGAGCAUUCAAAAAUAUUUAAAGCAUUUUAAGUAUUCUAAUGCAGAAUCAAACGAUUUUUUUACUUUUCAAGAAAACUCUAAACUUACGACCAGGAUGGCUAAUUCGUGGCUCAAUCAAGAAGGAUUUCCUUUGCUUUCUGUAAAAGAAGAAAAUAAUAAUCUAAUUAUUACACAAACAAGAUUUUUUGCUGGAACAAAAAAUCAAGACGAAAAAAAUUGGAUAAUACCUGUAACUAUACAAUUUAAGGAUAAUGCACCACAAGUACAUUUAAUGUCACAAAAUACUCUUACAAUUUCUAAACAAAGUAAAAUUUAUAAAUUAAACUUGUCUAAUGUGGGGUUUUAUAGAGUUUUAUAUCCGAAGGAUGUAAUGGAAAGAACGUUUAAUUUUUUUAGUAGUAAUAAAGACAGGCUUAAUUUUAUAAACGACUUGUUUGCGCUUGCAUUUGGAGGAUAUGUAGACAUUGCGUGGGUAGUAAAAAUAAUAACUAACGUAUCAAAAGACUACGAUUAUGAAUCUAUGAAAUCUAUUAUUGGAAAUCUAAAAAAAUUAUAUCAAAUUUAUUACAGUGAUGAUGAACAAGCCACUUAUAUUAAAGACACUAUAGCACUAAUUUUAAAAAAACAUAUGAAAUAUUUUGAAGAAGAUACUAAUUCUAUUUCUACUAAGUUAUUUAGCGGGCUACUUUUAAAUAGCGCAGCUUUUAUAAACGAUCAAAAUGUAAUUAAAAGAUUUAAAAGUUUUUACAAAAUAUUUAGAUCCGGUAGAGGUCUCAUAAGUCCGGAUUAUGUUUACGCGAUGUUUGUGUCGGUUGUAGAUGAUAAUCUUGACGAAAUUAUUCAACUGUCAAAAACUUCACCAAUUUCAAAUAUACGACUUAUGGCAAUGAAAGCACUAGGAGCUGUACAAGAGGAGGAGAAUAUAUCUAAAGUUUUAAAUCUAUAUGAAGAACUUGAGAGGCAAAAUUUAAGCUAUUAUUUUCUUGGUUUGUCGAUGAAUAUAAAAUUUAAAAAUAGGAUAAUUGGAUAUUUUAUUAAUAAUUAUAACAAAAUCAAAACAUAUGUAAACAAUGAGAGUAUAAUAAAUACUUCUAUGGCACAUGUAUUAUGCGGUGUAUUCGAUUCUGAUAUAGUAGCCAAUAUAUCGGGUUUUCUAAAUAACAUCGAUAAUAAUUUGACUGUUAAAAAAAUAUUAGAAACUAAUACAAUAUUUGCUGAUUUUAAAAAAAGAAACCCAAAGCCUUUUUUGAUAGAAUAA